Saccostrea echinata is the source of this 1955-nucleotide messenger RNA. RefSeq names its product receptor-type tyrosine-protein phosphatase mu-like. Gene Ontology annotation, molecular function: protein tyrosine phosphatase activity. The transcript is spliced from 16 exons. The coding region runs from base 84 to 1775 and encodes 563 amino acids. Gene Ontology annotation, biological process: protein dephosphorylation. NCBI's taxonomy places the organism in Eukaryota, Metazoa, Mollusca, Bivalvia, Ostreida, Ostreidae. The record is from RefSeq and is a predicted model, not a curated record.
AUGAUAUACAUGACACAGCUAAAAAGGGCCGCCCAACAAACAAGACCAUACCUGUGAGGAAUCUACAUACAGUUAUAACCAAAAUGUCCGCUGCUGAGAAUGUUGGAUUCAAGCAUGAGUAUCAUGAAAUUCCAAGAGGUGAACUUUUUCCGUGCGAAGAAGCUAAGAAGCCAGACAAUAAACCCAAAAAUAGAUACACAACUACGUUCCCUUACGAUCAUUCCCGUGUUGUUUUGAAACCUGCAAGUUCACAGGAAGGAGACUACAUUAAUGCAAAUUACAUCCAGAGUACUUCUGGUCGGCGAUCCUACAUUGCAACCCAAGGACCAAAACCCAAGACAAUCGGUGAUUUCUGGAAUAUGGUGUGGCAGGAGGAUGUGUCCGUCAUUGUUUGUCUGACCAACCUUAAAGAAGGGGGAAAGAACAAAUGUGCUCAAUACUGGCCAGCUAUUAACGAUAAAAUCCAGAUAAGUUCCAUCAACAUAAGAAACCUGGAAGAGAGAAUUUAUGCUAAUUAUACAAUACGUAGAUUUAAAGUACAAAACAAUAUGGAGCGAAAAGAUCGUGAAGUGUUAAUGUUUCACUACACACGAUGGCCAGACCAUGGAGUCCCUGACCCACUUAAUCUUGUUGUGUUUCAUCGCCAAGUGAUGAAAAAGUCCUCGCAAAGCCUAGGAAAAUACACACUAGUACACUGCAGUGCGGGAAUCGGAAGAACAGGAACAUACAUUGCUUUAGACGCCCUCUAUCGAGAAGGGGAGAGAAAUGGUAAAGUUAAUGUACCGAUGUACGUCAGGACCAUCAGAAAAGACAGAAUGAACAUGAUACAAGGAGAUGACCAAUACAAAGCAGUUUACCUCGCUCUUUGUGAAUCGUUCAAUGGGAAAUCGAGAUGCCUAACAACAGAUUCAUUUUUACGAGAACUACAAGAGCAGUCUUGUUACACCAACUGUGGAGAUGUUGCAAAGAAAUCCUCUUUGCCUUUAGAGAUCCAGGAACUACUUUCUUUGUGUAAAGAAUACACAGAAAAAGAUUAUGAAACUGGACGAAAAAACCUAACUGCAAACUAUACAGAAAAAGUCCUACCAGUGGAAGAAUUUCUGUGCUAUUUGGCGUACACUAAGGAAAGAAACACGUACUACAACGCUGUUCUUCUUCAGUCCUUCACAGAAACCGACAGUCUGAUCAGCGCUCAGUACCCACUUCCUGACUACACUGUAGACUUUCUCAGACUCAUCAGGGAUUUUGAUGCUCGUGUUGUGGUUUUUAUGUCCCCGUUAAAGGACCUGAAAUCUUCAUCGAUUUGGCUUCCAUCUAAAUCUGACCAAAAAACCGUUGGAAAUUUUACAAUCAAACUGAUCUCUUCAUCUAACUCUUCAAAUUUUGUAUCGAGAAAUAUAAUUCUUCAGUCAGAGGGAUCAAGAACUGUCACAACUACAGUUCUAGAAUGCAAGGCAUGGAAGGAAAACAGAAUGACAACUGACAAAAGAGCCUUACUGGACCUAGUAAAAGAAACAAAGGCUGCAAAACUCAACCACAAGGAAGGGAGAAUUCUUAUUUUAUCCAGUGAUGGAGCUACACGUUGUGGAGCAUUCUGUGUAGUUUAUAACGCUUUAGAACAACUCUCAAUGGACCAGGAAGUGGACAUCUUCACCAUCACACGUCAACUUCAGAUCCGUAGACCUGAGUUUGUAUCUUCCUUGGAUGAAUACCAGCUUUGUCAUGAAGUAGUGGCAGAAUUCAUACAAAAUGAUAGUGUGUAUGCAAACUGCUAAACUAACCAAAAUACAAGAUCUGCUCAAUAACAGAUUUUUUUUUCAAAGUAAAUGUACCAUUUCUUACAUUUGUGCUUGUUUCAUACAUCUUCCCAAAGGAACAAAGGAAAUACCAAAACCCCCUGAAUGCAAUAAUUUUACAGUGAAGACAAUCAGAACGUUUUAUGAUGAUUAGGAAAA